GGUGACUGACCGCAGCCGGGCCACUUGAGCGGUGGGAGCGCGAACCGAGCGGACCGUCCGACGCCUCGCCGAGGCGGUUCCGAAUCCUCCAGGAAGCAGCGGGGAGAGCUGGAGUCCGACGGACCGGAGCGAAGGAGGGGAAGGACGGCUGUCGUCGCUGCGGGCUUUCGGACUCUUUGCUUUUUACGCGCCGGACCUAUGAAGACGCGGACAGCUCAAACUCUCACAACCGCAGACGGAAGCACCACGGAGUGAUCCACGCCCCCCUGCAGCCCCCCUCGCCUCACCGCGCCUGUCUGCCUCUCAUGCCGGGCAUCAGCUCCGCCGCGCCUCGUUAUGACAACUGGGAGAUGGACCACUACCAGCACUACUUUUACGACGACCGGGAUCCGGACGAGGACUUCUUCAUGUCCACGGCGCCCAGCGAGGACAUAUGGAAGAAAUUCGAGCUGCCCGAGGAAGGGUCGGGCAAGGUCGGGCUGCUCUGUCCCUCUCUCGGGGACAAGCUGGAGUGGGUUUCUCAGUUCUUGGGGCAGGAGGACGAGCACAACCAGCAGCACGCGCAGGAGCUGCCCUACAAGCUCGCGGGCAGCGGCGACUCCUCCAUCAUCAUCCAGGACUGCAUGUGGAGCUGCUUCUCUGCCGGACAGCAGCUGGAGAGAGUGUUAGGGGAGCGUCCUCGGCUCGGCGCCGGAGGCAGCGUUUUGUCGCCGUGGAAAACCCAGAGUGCCCUCGCCGACACGUGGCUCGCUGGUGGCCUGGCUGCGGACUGCGUGGACCCGGCUGCCGUGCUCACCUUCCCGCUUCCCGGAGGCUGCAAGAGACCGAUUUCGUCCGGCUCAGAGUCGCACACGGACUCCUCAGAUAACGAAGACGGAAACGAUGAGGAUGAAGAGGAGAUUGACGUGGUGACGGUGGACCACCAGCAGCAGCAGCAGCAGCAGCACCACCACCAGCAGCAGCAGCAGCACCACCAGCAGCAGCAGCACCACCACCACCACCAGCAGCAGCAGCAGCAGCACCACCACCACCAGCAGCAGCAGCACCACCACCAGCAGCAGCAGCACCACCACCACCACCAGCAGCAGCAGCAGCGUAAACCCCGUCGACUCGUCGCCAGCCGCAAACCGGUGACCAUAACGGUGCGAGCAGACCUCCACGACCCCAGCACCAAGCGUUUCCACAUCUCCAUCCAUCAGCAGCAACACAACUACGCCGCGCCCUCCCCGGACACUCUCCCCGCGGCUCCCGAGCCCGCCCGGAAGAAGGUCCGACAGAAAGUCUCCUCUGCUGCGACCCAGCCUCCCCAGAAUUCUCUCCACAACCAUCCCCGGCUCGUCUACGCGCCUCUGAACCCCGACAGCAGAAAGUCUCACCUCGCCGUGGCGAGAUCAGAGUCCCCCAACCUCAGCGCGGCCUCUCCUACCUCAUUCUCGUCGCCUUCGUCUCCAUCCAGCUCCUCCUCAUCAUCCCACAGGAGCUCGCGGUCCAAGCCCGCUUCCCGCCAGUCGAGCCCCCUGUCCUCUGACUGCGAGGACACGGACAAGCGCAGGGCGCACAACUUCCUGGAGCGCAAACGGCGCAAUGACCUCCGCUCCCGCUUCCUCUUGCUACGGGACGAGAUCCCGGAGUUGGCGGACUGUGCCAAGACCCCCAAGGUGGCCAUCUUGACCCGAGCUACGGAGUACCUGCAGCAGCUCCAGGCCACCGAGAGACAGAAGUCUCAGGAGAGGAAGCAGCUGAAGGCCAGGCAGCUGCAGCUGCUGCAGCGGUUGGCGCAGUUCAAACGCUCCUGAAGGCCCGAAUCGACCGUCGGUCGCCUCCACAUGGACACUUGAACUGAUGGAGAACGACAUUAAGUGGGGAAAACACUGUUCACUAAUCGUGCUGGAUUAGAGGAGGUGGAUUUGUUUUUUAUUUUUUGCUGUUUUUUUCUUAAUUUUUUUCCAUUUUUAAUUUUUUGUGGUUUGCACAUCAGCUCCUGAGUGACAGAGCUACCUGGACAGCCGUUUUCUGGCUGGUUUCCUUUUUAGUAUCCUGACGUCUCAAGGGAUUUCUGUUGGAUCUUGCAAGGUGGAAUUUGUAAAAACACUCUUCACUAAUCAUGCUGGAUUAGAGGAGUUUUUUUUUUUGCUGUCUUUUUAAAAAACUUUUAAAUUUUUUUUUUUUUGUUGUGUGGUUUGCACAUUAGCUUCUGAAUGUCAGAGCUACCUGGACGGCCGAUUCCCGGCUGGUUUCCGUUUUAGUAUCCUGGGGUCUCAAGGGAUUUCUGUUGGAUCUUGCAAGGGGGAAUUUACUCAAUAUUUCUUAAAUGUAACCCCCAACAAGAACUAUUAAAACUUGUCUUACAAUAAAGUUGGCAUUGUCAAUUGCUUUGGUCAAAGCCCCUGUUCUUUAGUACCUGGUCAAGAAUGUCAAAAUUCAUAAUUUUGCCAAUACAUCUUAGUUUUUCAGGCUUCCCUAAUAACUAACCUGCCGCCUUUCCCCCCACCCCAUAUUCUCCCCUCUUCUCAUUUUCCUUAGCAGCAGUUGGUCAGUCCUCGUUCGAAACUGGCUUGAAAUGGUGAAGUCUGAGCGACUUGCCCUGCACCCAACACUCCCUCCUCCAUUCAUUUCCCUAAUACCAUUUACUGCUGCAUGUUACAACAAAAUCAGUUGCAGUUACAGCCUUUUUUUUCCUAGCAAUUUCAGAAUGUCUGAAAUGUUCAAUACAGGUCAUCUAAAUAAUACUAAAAAAACAUUAAAAUAUUUACUGAGAUUUAUUGUUGUGCCAUGAAGUUCAGCCGAAAGGUGAAUGUCAGCCUAGGUUAAAAUAUUGGCUUAAAUCUGUUUUGGUUUUUUUUUUAAAUACCAUCUUCUAAUUGAAGUCAAGAGUUCCAGCUGUAUUUAUUUCAUCUUGCUGUCUGAUUUAUCUUUUUUUUUUUUUAUCUAUUUGGUGGAAUGCCUUUAGGAGCCUUUCUAUGUAUGUAAGCUAUCCAGUUGGAUGUUCUGUUUAUAGAUCCUUGACUGUACAGUGAAACCAAAACCUGAGCUAAGUUUACUCAUCCCAGUUUCUGUAGGGCUUGCUGGCUUUUUCAAAGAUGACUCAAAGCUUCUAUUUUUGUUAAUAAAAUUCUAAAGGAGGAAGAAAACCCGUCGAAAUAAAACACCACUUUGUCACUA
Messenger RNA from Poeciliopsis prolifica (blackstripe livebearer), 3162 nucleotides. RefSeq names its product protein L-Myc-1b-like. The record is from RefSeq and is a predicted model, not a curated record. Gene Ontology annotation, molecular function: RNA polymerase II cis-regulatory region sequence-specific DNA binding; protein dimerization activity; DNA-binding transcription factor activity, RNA polymerase II-specific. NCBI's taxonomy places the organism in Eukaryota, Metazoa, Chordata, Actinopteri, Cyprinodontiformes, Poeciliidae. Gene Ontology annotation, biological process: regulation of transcription by RNA polymerase II. The transcript is spliced from 3 exons. The coding region runs from base 306 to 1796 and encodes 496 amino acids.